Molecule: messenger RNA, 331 nt
Organism: Drosophila grimshawi
Lineage: Eukaryota; Metazoa; Arthropoda; Insecta; Diptera; Drosophilidae
Product: bomanin Short 3
Exons: 2
Coding region: 24-143 (39 amino acids)
Biological process (GO): defense response
Source: RefSeq, a predicted model, not a curated record
GUAACAAAUAGAACAUAAUCAACAUGAAGUGGAUUUCGAUAGCUUUUAUUGUGGGUCUAUUGGCGCUGGCCAGUGCAAAUCCGCUACCAGACAAUGUCAUCAUAAAUGGCAAUUGCGAUAAAUGUAACGUACGCGCCGAUUAAUCAAAUAUGCCCAAGGGGAGCAGGGGCAAAAUAUGCACCCGCCUGCGUCACAACAUUACACAGACACAUUACUUUUGAAAUGUGGUUUAUACUAAAAUUAAAAAUUUGCUCCACGCAUUUUAACGAAAAAAAAAAUGGAUUCGGCUUGAUUCUAAAGUGUAAUACAAAUAAAGUGAUUGCUAAAUGUA